Calidris pugnax (ruff) is the source of this 1312-nucleotide messenger RNA. RefSeq names its product charged multivesicular body protein 5 (gene CHMP5). The transcript has 8 exons. The coding region runs from base 91 to 750 and encodes 219 amino acids. Gene Ontology annotation, cellular component: multivesicular body. NCBI's taxonomy places the organism in Eukaryota, Metazoa, Chordata, Aves, Charadriiformes, Scolopacidae. The record is from RefSeq and is a predicted model, not a curated record. Gene Ontology annotation, biological process: late endosome to vacuole transport via multivesicular body sorting pathway; vesicle budding from membrane.
CCGCCUUGGGGGCGGCACCGGGCGGUCCGCUUCCGGGUCGGCGGGGAUCGUUACCGAAACCGGGACCGAGACACAGACACAGCCGCCGCCAUGAACCGCUUUUUCGGCAAAGCGAAGCCUAAGGCGCCUCCGCCCAGCCUCACCGACUGUAUCGGGACGGUGGAUAGCAGAGCUGAGUCAAUUGACAAGAAAAUUGCUAGGCUUGAUGCAGAACUGGUGAAGUAUAAGGAUCAAAUGAAGAAGAUGAGGGAGGGGCCUGCAAAGAAUACAGUAAAGCAGAAGGCAUUGAGAGUGUUGAAGCAGAAGCGAAUGUAUGAACAACAGCGGGAUAAUCUAUCACAGCAGUCUUUUAACAUGGAACAAGCUAAUUACACUAUUCAGGCACUGAAGGAUACAAAGACAACGGUUGAUGCAAUGAAACUGGGAGUGAAAGAAAUGAAGAAAGCUUACAAGCAAGUCAAAAUUGAUCAAAUUGAGGACAUACAAGAUCAGCUAGAGGAUAUGAUGGAAGAAGCCAAUGAAGUCCAGGAAGCGCUGAGUCGCAGCUAUGGAACACCGGAGAUUGAUGAAGAUGACUUGGAAGCAGAACUGGAUGCAUUAGGUGAUGAGCUUUUAGCCGAUGAAGACAAUUCCUACUUAGAUGAAGCUGCAUCUGCUCCAGCAAUCCCAGAGGUCAUUCCUACUGAUACGAAAAACAAAGAUGGUGUGUUGGUGGAUGAGUUUGGAUUGCCAAAGAUCCCUGCAACAUAAAUGUUUCAAAAGCACAACGGAUACUGUGGACUGUACAAAUCAAAUUAAGAUUUUUUUCUUUUUUCUUUUUAACUCCUGGAGACCUUGUCCUUCCAGUGUAACCUUAAUAUCACUACAUGCUAGAGCGCAAUAUGAGUAAUGGCUGGCGGUGUUCUUUCUCUGAAGAAAGUUGUUCUACUACUGACUUUUCUAUUAACGGACAAUUCGGCACAGUUCCCUUCCGCGGCAGCAGCCAGUCCCACGGGGUUCCUUUGCCGUGUCUCCUGGACAGAGCCAGGCGUGGGGAGCGGCGGUGGCUGGCGGUACCCGAGGUUUAUUUUGACUCCGUGUGACGUUGCUCUGUCUCGCAGCGGGGCCCGCUGCCUGCCGCCUGCUCUCCGUGAAACGCCUCCCUGUCGCGGUGCUUCUUUGAUACGAGAAUCAAAAGCGAUUUUUAAACUCCGGCAGCGCGGAGACCGGGAUGCUGUUGUGCUUUGUCGCCGCCUUUUAACGCUGUAAUUAACAGGCUGUAGCGUCACCCUUGUGUGUUCUGUGGAGACAUAAAAUCACGUAGAUGAGCCGA